AUGUGCCCACACUUUUAUUCUCGAUAUAAUGCGCGAUCGAGUUUGCGCGCUCGGCUGCACGCUAGCCAGAUGGUCACGGUGAAUGACACCGCGAAGCAAAUUGCGAAGCGCGAACCGGACUUGGCGACAGGCACCGUGUCUAGUUUGUGCCGGAGACGGCGGAGUCUCACCCCGCUGGUCAUUAGCGAAGCGCGCGUCGGCAUUUCCAGCCUUGCCUAUAAAACACCCAGUCGUUUGCGGGCAGAAGUAAUC
This is a messenger RNA of Iphiclides podalirius (scarce swallowtail), 252 nucleotides long. NCBI's taxonomy places the organism in Eukaryota, Metazoa, Arthropoda, Insecta, Lepidoptera, Papilionidae. The record is from the annotation of a GenBank genome assembly.